Naegleria gruberi is the source of this 1652-nucleotide messenger RNA. RefSeq lists its product as uncharacterized. Gene Ontology annotation, molecular function: ATP binding; protein kinase activity. The transcript has 2 exons. The record is from RefSeq and is a predicted model, not a curated record. Gene Ontology annotation, biological process: protein phosphorylation. Lineage: Eukaryota; Heterolobosea; Eutetramitea; Acrasida; Naegleriidae. Bases 622 to 1632 code for a protein of 336 amino acids.
CCUCAUCAUUACACCACACAGAUUUUUGCUACCUGCUAUUGUCUGUGGCUUUCCUUUACUCUAACUUCACCAAUAAACGUGAUUGUGUUAUUAUUUUCCGAUGAGUGUUGAGAACAAUAUCUUGCUUUUACCACUGAAUGAUUCUCCUGUGAUUCAGUGGUCAUUGAUAGUGCUAAGUUCUGCCAUGUUAUUGGUCAAUAUCAUGAUGAGUGGUUGUUUGCUAUGUAUGAUAAAGAGUCGAUUGGGAAGGAGAGGAUUAUGUAGAACACUUGUAAAUACACUAACUUGUAAUUAUUGUUGUAAAAAUUCGGAGAAAACGAAACCACUCAUGAAAAAGAGGGAUAGUGGUGAAUAUUAUGGAAUGAAUGAUGAGAUGGAUUUUAAGAGUAUGCAAAUUAAAUCACCAAUGUGGGAUCAAGGGUUGAUAAUUCAAAUUCGAUAGUAAUUGAUUUGAAUGAUAGUGGUUUAACGGAUUUAAAUACUAGCUCUCAUAUUGCUGAAGAUUUGAAUGCACAUUUCAACAAGUUGAAACCUGUUGAAAAUCCAGAAGAGUUACCAUACAAUGAUUUGUCAAAGGAAUUGAAUGAUGCGAUCAUUCGAGUCUCUCCGCAAUUGAGAAGUAUGAGUAUUUCAUCUGAUGAUUUGGAAUUGAUGGAACAAAUUGGUGUUGGUAGUAGUGGAGUUGUUUAUAAGGCACGAUAUCUCAAUGUUCUUGUUGCAGUCAAGCAAUGCUUAAUUUGUGACUUGUUGGAGGAUCCACUGAAAGAGUACAUGAAGGAGACUCAAAUAAUGAGUACAAUCAGACAUCCAAAUAUUGUGCAGUUCAUUGCUGCAUCUAUCAAACCUCCAUUCUUUUAUAUUGUCACAGAAUAUUGCUCGAGAGGAAGUUUAGACAAACUAUUGAAAACAUCCUAUUCUGGAAGAUUACAAAAGAGCUCUUUCAAAUCUGGACUCACCCUGAAAAAGAAAUGUAAAUUGCUAUUGGACGCUGCUAACGGACUGAACUAUCUCAAAUCAAAAAAUAUUAUUCACUCUGAUGUGAAAGUAUCUAACUGCCUUGUAACUAAUGACUGGACUCUAAAGAUUUCAGAUUUUGGUAUUGCUAGGCUAUUUAACAACAAACAAAAGAAGCACACUAAAUGUGGUACAGUUGAAAUUACUGCUCCAGAGAUUUUGGCAGAAGGUCAUUAUUCAUUCAAAGCGGAUAUCUACAGUUUUGGCAUUUGUAUAUAUGAGUUAAUUUUUGAAAAGGAGUUGUAUCCAGGACUCAACAUUUAUGAUAUUACACACAAAGUGAUUCAUGAAGAAAUGCGUCCAAAGAUACCAACCCAAACAGAGCUCAGGGAAAUGUUCUUUGGUGAGCACUUUAGAAUUGAGUAUAACGUUGUAAAUAAUUUGAUAAUCAAGCUCAUUACUAAAUGCUGGUCAGCAGACAUGAAUGCAAGACCUGAAUGGGAAGAGAUUUGUGAAACCUUGAAACAAUCCCUUGCACAACUGUCCCUUUCUACAAAUAGUGGAAGUUUUAGUAGAUUAAUCUCAAAUCCACUGGUUAGUAGCCCGGUAGGAAAAUCUAGAGCUCUGCAAACAUUCCCUAAAAAGAAGAAUGUGGCUUUCGAAUCAGAUGAAGAAUAAAUAAUGAUAUCAUUCAUCAC